Exophiala oligosperma is the source of this 2759-nucleotide messenger RNA. RefSeq lists its product as uncharacterized. The record is from RefSeq and is a predicted model, not a curated record. Gene Ontology annotation, molecular function: transmembrane transporter activity. NCBI's taxonomy places the organism in Eukaryota, Fungi, Ascomycota, Eurotiomycetes, Chaetothyriales, Herpotrichiellaceae. Gene Ontology annotation, biological process: transmembrane transport. The transcript has a single exon. Bases 616 to 2508 code for a protein of 630 amino acids.
UCUGUACGAGAACGAUGCCGAGUAUGUACGACGACGAAAUGUUCAGUGCCUGUUUUGAGCGCGUCAUUGAUUCGCACCUUCUCAUCGCCACUGCUCGUACUCGUAUGGCUGCCCAUGACUUCUAUGACUACCACCUUUGACCUGGUGAACACUCAUCCUCGCUCGUACCAGAUUCGCUUUCUCCAUCUCAUAUUUUAAACCCGAACACAAUCAUUCCGUACAAACACCAUUGACUACAACUGGUAGUUUUUAAAUGUCUUUCUUUCUCACCAAUGCAUUCUUCUUUCCACAGGCACCUCUUCCUUUGACAUUGUGAUCACUCUUCUUAUUCUUCCAUGGGAAAGUCUCGUUCACUGAAUUGGCUGGCAGACCCUUUGAAGAAUCUCGGACAAUCUCUCACUUUACCUUGGUCGGUUCAGAUUCAAGCCGAGUCCGAGUCCGAGUCUCUUUCCGUCUUCGCAUAUACUUCUACUUUUGCACAGACACUAAACAACAACUCGUCAUCCGGGUUUUGGGAUCAGGGUUCAUUGUGUUUAUAAAAGGAAACCCACCCAAAGCCCAUAUUACGACGCAUUCAGCACACUGGAGCCUCAAUUUCAUCGUACAUACACAAACAUGAAGGACCAAGCCGAUAUGACCGAAGACACGCCCGUGGCGGGGGACAACGGCCGCCAGGAAAAAGGUGCUGGUUCUCCCAACCCCCGAGCUGCAACAAAUGAAGGCUUCUACUCUGUAGAGGCUCCUUCAAGUCCCACCGACAGUCUUGCCAAUACCGAGAAGUCGACUCAGAAUGCAAAUGCGGCCGGCACAAGUUCCCCCGACGAUGAUCAGGCCGAGCAACCCUCGAAAACCGAACUGACGCGGCAAGAAUCCAGAGCAGAUUCUUUUUCCAAGUCGAGAAUUCUUGUCAUUAUGUUCUCGCUUUGCAUGGCACUUUUCCUAGCUGCCCUGGACGUCACCAUCAUCACUACUGCUCUACCAACCAUAGCCGAGCACUUUCAUGCCUCAACAUCCGGCUACACCUGGGUUGGUAGUGCGUACCUCCUGGCGAACGCGGCCAGUGUUCCUCUGUGGGGUAAGCUUUCUGACAUAUGGGGUCGAAAGCCUAUGAUUCUUUUUGCCAACAUUAUAUUCAUGGCUGGCAGUCUUAUUGCGGGUGUCAGUAAUUCUAUCGGACUUCUCAUCGGAGGCCGGGUCAUUCAAGGCAUAGGAGGUGGUGGACUGGUCAUUUUGGUCAAUAUCUGCAUCGCAGACUUGUUCAGCAUGAGAGAUCGACCCAAGUACUAUGGCAUAGUAGGCAUGGUCUGGGCCAUCGCCUCGGGCGUUGGACCUGUUAUUGGAGGUGCUUUUACGCAAGGCGUCUCCUGGAGAUGGUGCUUCUACAUCAAUCUGCCACUUGACGGUCUCUCGUUGAUUCUUCUCACCUUCUUCCUCAAACUCGAAACGCCAAAGACGCCAUUCUGGGACGGUAUCAAAGCCGUCGAUUGGAUUGGCGUUCUCACCAUUGUCGGAGGAGUGGUCAUGUUCCUCUUCGGCAUGGAAUCCGGUGGAGUCGGCCAUCCUUGGGACAGCGCUUACACCCUUUGUCUGAUCAUCUUUGGAGUCUUCACGGUCGUUCUCUUCUUUAUCAAUGAGUGGAGGUUCGCCAAAUAUCCGGUUAUUCCUCUCCGACUCUUUAAGGAUUCGUCGAACCUCGCCUCCCUGGGAGUCUGCUUCAUUCAUGGCUUCGUCUUCAUUGCGUCGAGCUACUACCUGCCCAUCUACUUUCAAUCUGUCCUUGGUGCCACACCAAUUCUCAGCGGUGUUUACCUGUUUGCCCUGGUGCUAAGCUUGUCGUUCAUGUCGGCCACUGCAGGGAUCUUCAUCAAGAAGACAGGGCAUUACCGAGAACCUAUCUGGUUCGGACUUGUUAUGAUGACCAUCGGCUAUGGCCUCUUUAUCGAUCUAGAUCCCACGGCUAAUUGGGCAAAGAUCAUCAUUUUCCAGAUAAUAGCUGGCAUUGGAGUUGGGCCGAAUUUCCAAAGCCCGCUGAUUGCUCUGCAGAGUCACGUCAAGGGACAUGACAUUGCCGUGGCCACCGCUACCUUUGGUUUCGUCCGGAAUCUGUCCACUUCCAUCUCCGUUGUGCUGGGUGGUGUCGUCUUUGACAACGAGUUGUCGAAGAAGCAGAGUUAUCUCGUGAACCAGGGCAUCUCGAUGCAGAUGGCCAAGCGUUUGACCGCUUCAGGUUUCAGCGCAACGGCGAAUCUGAUCAAAGCCCUACAACCGAAUCAGAGGAGGGCGGUCGAUAUCGCAUACACGUCGAGCUUGCAGAAGAUGUGGAUCUUUUACACUGCAUUCUCGGCGUUUGGCAUCUUCAUCAGCUUGUUCAUCACGAAGAAGAAAUUGAGCAAAGAACACGAGAAGGCGAGGACGGGUCUCGCUGAACAGGAACGGGUGAGGCAAGAGGAACUGGCCGCUCGACAGGCCCGGCGAGGCACCCUCGACGCCGAAAAGGGAGGGCGAUAGGAUGGCUUUCCUGGGUUGUGGAAAAAGGGUUUGAAAUUUUGGUAGCAUAGCGAGUGUAUUUGGCAUUUCACAAUUGGCACAGAAAAGAAAAACAAAGGAGCGGAUUGUCCGUGUGUACAGUACAGUUUUAGUGGGUAGAGAAGGUCUGGGUUAUUGGUAUCAAAAUUGGCCUCUCCCUCUUCCUCCUCCUCCUUCGCCUCCUCCUCAUCAUCAUGAUACGCCUGUGUAGUAUCCCUACUUAUAGAUACCCG